AUGUGCACUAGCUCGGUCGCCAAGGUCUUCUGGGCUGUCAGCUUCGCUGCAGCCCAAGUCGCCAGCGCCAAUUGGUCCGUCACAGACUUUGACUGGAACUCGGUCACCCCGUCAAGCACCCUCAAAUUCACGCCAUGCUACAACGCCACGCACCAGUGCGCGAAGCUCCAGGUGCCCCUCGACUGGCUGGAUCCGGACAAUGACGCACUCGACGCCGUGACCAUUGCCGUCAUCAAACGGCCCGCCGUUGUCGACGAGAAUGACCCGACUUUCGGCGGCACCAUCAUCACCAACCCCGGUGGACCAGGCGGCCCAGGCGUCGCCUUCGCGCUGGGCUGGGGCAAGGGUUUGCAGGAGAAAGCCGACAGUGAGGCCAAGAAGUACGCCAUCUUGUCCUUUGACCCGCGUGGCGUUGGCCUCACAACCCCUGCUGCCGACUGCCAUCGCGACGAGUUCGCUCGUGGGGUCUGGAAGCUCGAGAACCGCGCCAUCGGUCCUGUCGACGGCGGUCAUGCUGCCGUGGCACAAAAGGCAGCAAGGGCAGUCGUCUUUGGGCAACUCUGCGACGACGCUGGUGGUGAACACGGCAUCCACAGGUUCAUGUCGACCACCAGUGUGGCGAGGGACAUGAUCAAAAUGGUUGACGACCUGGACGACAUUCGCAGAGCAGCGUCCAGCAAGGGAGACCGUCUCGAGCUCCGAGACUCUCAGGAGCCCUCUAGGCUGCUGUACUGGGGCUUCAGCUAUGGCAGCGCGCUUGGCCAGUAUUUUGCUUCCAUCUAUCCUGGACGUGUCGGCCGGAUGAUCUUGGAGGGAAUUGUCGACAUCCAUGACUAUCACCAUGCGAACGGCCUCACGAAUCUCUGGGACACCCAAGAGACGUUUGAAUAUCUGUGGAACUCCUGCUAUGAGGCACAGGACGACUGCGCCCUGUACCGGCACGGCGACAGAGGCCCCGGGAAUAUUGAGAAGCGGCUGCGCGGGUUCCUUGAACAGCUCGAACAAGAGCCUGCACCCUAUCUGCACAACAGGACCGUCGUCUCCAUCUCAAGUUAUGACGUUCGAGGCGUCAUUUUCCAGGGCUUGUAUGACCCGUUGACGCAGUUCCAGUCUCUUGCCGAAAUACUCAAAGACAGCAUGAACGGCAACUUCACUGGGCUUUACUCGAGACUGCAGCUUCCUGACCACACCACGUCAGGACUUCCCAGUUCUUAUACAUGGAUGCGCGACGCCAUGGUGGCCGUCACCUGCGGCGAUGCCGUGUCUCGAGCCAACGUGUCCAUCCCUGAAAUCGAGGAGACGAUCAAGCAGCUCAAGAAGGACUCGCCGGACUUCGGCCCAGAGUGGGCGCGGCAUCUGUACGAGUGCCGUGGCUGGACCGCGAGGCCCAAGUACCGCUUCGAAGGUCCCUGGGGCAUGGGGCCGGCCGACCCGGGCCUUGUCGAGGGUAAGCCCGCCGCGCCCGUCUUCUUCAUCACCAACAAGGCGGACACCGUCACGCCACGAGAGAAUGCCUAUGUCGCGGCCAAGUCUUAUGCCGGAUCUCGGGUCCUGCUCCAGCACAGCGUGGGUCACUGCGCCACGAGCUGGCCCAGCAAGUGCACCGCCGACCACAUCAAACGGUACUGGGAUGCGGGGGAACUGCCGCCCGAGGGGAGUUCCUGCGACGCCGAGUGCACACCAUUCAAAGACUGCCCAGAGAGUGUCUCGAUGGUGGCCCAGGCACACUUUAUGGGAAUGUAA
Microdochium trichocladiopsis is the source of this 1743-nucleotide messenger RNA. Its product is annotated as Alpha/Beta hydrolase protein. Lineage: Eukaryota; Fungi; Ascomycota; Sordariomycetes; Xylariales; Microdochiaceae. The coding region runs from base 1 to 1743 and encodes 580 amino acids. The record is from RefSeq and is a predicted model, not a curated record. The transcript has 2 exons.